Messenger RNA from Lymnaea stagnalis (great pond snail), 7052 nucleotides. Lineage: Eukaryota; Metazoa; Mollusca; Gastropoda; Lymnaeidae. The record is from the annotation of a GenBank genome assembly.
AUUCUCACAAUGAGUUAAAGAGAGAAUUUGCAGAGGAAAAGAACUCUCAUGAUGAGUUAAGGAGAGAAUUUAUAACAGAGAAGGAUUCUCACAAUGAGUUAAAGAGAGAAUUUGCAGAGGAAAAGAACUCUCAUGAUGAGUUAAGAAAUAUUUCGAUUCCACAAAUAAACGUAACACUAGAGAAAGAAAAGAAUUCCACCAUUGCCUUAAACGAAAAGCUCAAGUCAUUAAUUAAAGGUAAUUCUAAAUUUUGUAGAAUAUUAGUUUUAAUUUCACAAAAGGGGUUUGAAUUAUUUUUAUGACUGUUUUCUAAAAGUAUAGGAUCAUUUUGACAGCUCAAAUAUACAAAAUAAAAAUAGACUAUAUAAAAAUAAACCUCAUCAAUUUUGAUCUACAAAAUAUUAUUUAUCUUUUAUUUUAAAAUAAACUUUAAAAAGUUGAUUGAAAUAGUAAAUAAAAAAAUUAAACUUAUUAUGAGUAAAAUCGAAAAUAGUUUUAAAAUAGUUACGUUUUAAACUAGUUAAGUUUUAAAAUAUAUAAGUGUUAAAAUAGAUCAGUUUUAAAAUAGAUAAGUUUUAAAAUCGUUAAGUUUUAAACUUAACCAUUUUAAAACUUAAAUAUUUUAAGAAAAAUGAAACUAACGAUUUUUUUUUCGAACUUAGGUUUCGAAAUUAUUUCAUCCCCAUUACUACAAAUUCCACAAAUUUAAAUUGAAAUUUAUCUUUUAAAAAUAAUCAUUUGAAACUUCAAUCCUAUUGAAUAAUGAAUGUUGUUUUCUGUCUUCAUUUUCAUAUACCAAAGAAAAAGAAGAUCUUAAAGUGGAAGUAAAGCUUUUAAAGGAAGAACCAGGUAAUAUAUAUGUAGUUUUUUUAACAUACUCCCUAAUCUGAGUUUGUUCAAGUUUUUUAUUAUAAUUGAAUCAACUUCAACCAUUUGAUUAGUCUGCAUCAGUCAAAUAUUGAAAGUCGAUUUGAUUAUGUCCACUAGUUUAUUUAAUUUAUUUAUAAUCAACGCGCUUAUCAGUGCUGCUGAGGCUGCCACAUAGAAACCUGUAGUGAACCCCUUCAAACCUUUUUAAAAUCAUCUUUAAUAUUUUUAUAAAGCAUGCGCCAAAAGAAACGUACAUGAAUCUUUCACAUCUUGAUAGCGUCUGUGAAAUUGUGAACGGUGCAUAACAUUAGUCGCUGCGCGGUCCCAGAAGUAAAAAAGCAUAUAUUUUUCCAUUUGUAGCUAGUUUGAAAUAAGUCUCCACAAGAAUAAAUAAAGGAUUCAUAGUUCAUCCUAAAUUUCACUUAUAUAUACAUUGUCGCGAAUGGGGACUGAGUUGAAAAGGGUGAUAGAGCAAUUCAGAUAGAGAUUAUUAAGACGCUACAAAUUGACACAGUUGUUCUGUCUGUUUUGAAAUUUCGCAAAUAUUGAAGUGUAUUGUAUCAACAGGAAUGGGAAGCUUCAUUGGCCAGUACUGGUUUCCACAGACGAGAAUCACGAACAUUCUUUCCUAAAAAGCCUAAGACGUCCAUCUUGGAAACAGAACAUAAUUUGUACCCCUGUUAGCCAAUUUGUUUAAAGGACCAAUGAACAUUUUUGUUCCGUACAACUUUUGACUGAGUCAGAUACACGAGGAAGUAUGAUAUAUUUUAGACAGCAUUUUUACACAAAGUGUACGAGGUUUCCAGAUUUUUGUAGGAACAUUUGGUUUUCGAACGAAGCUUACAUUCACUUCACUUACUUGUCGGUAACACUUCCACUUCCAAUGACAGAGAACGUUUACAGAACGACAAAUGUUCGUAACAAAAUCACGCAUAUCUAUGAAACAUUGAGCAAUUUUUUUUUUCUUUUUAAAAACACCUGGACAUUAUUAUUCCUCCUUUGUAAAAGUUGAUCCAGAUUCAGGACCACAUGAAUAAUAUUUCAUAUGUUGAGAAACCGAUUUCUAACUCCAACUGCCCAACAUACACUCUUUUUGCCUUCUGGGAACGCGUGGCGACUGGAGCUAUGCACCGUUGAAACAAACCCCCGGGCGUGUUCAAAAUGCGAGAGUUUCAGUUCUGCUACCUUUGGUGACACUGUACUGUUGGAAGGAAAAUAAGAAAAUUACGUCAUAAGUAGUAGGUCAUUUUAUCCUCAUGCCAGCAAUUUCUAUUAGCUUUUGUGAAGGUAAAUUUGACGCGCUCUCCUUUGGCCUCGGUUUUACAUUAGUUUGUCUCCCUCUCCCCAUAGCCACCAGCCGUUGCUUGCAAGGUGUAUGUAUAAGAAUUAAAACGCGAAAAUAAUCUCUAAAUUAAGCAAUAUUUGUAAUUAAUUAAACGGUCUGAUUGUUCUACUUUAUCUUAACCUUUGAACUAUCCCUGUGCAAUCACGGAGUCAAUAACAAAGUACCUUAUUAAUGGCUAUCCAGACUAAAAGAGUUGUAAAUUAGUCAUUUAUUUCAAAGGCAAUUUAAUUGUCUUUCUUGACAUAAUUUCCAAUGAUGUGUAUUUCUUAAACAUUCGUAUAUCCACUAAGGAUUUUCUUAAAAUAAACCUUGCACAUCAUCAUACGGAUAGUAAUGUGUUGUGUCCCUUAAGCCAGUGGUCCCCAAACUUUUUAUCGCCGCGGACUGGUCAACGUUUGAUAAUUUUACCGUGGCCUCCUGACGUGUUGGAGGUGUUGAUUCUUUAUAUUUUGGAUUGUUUUGUUUGAUUAUUUUUAUUUAAUUGUACUUAAACAUGCCUUCAAAAUAAAAUACAGUUACAUCAAAAAUUAUUAUAAACUGAUUGAUCAUUUUAACUCACUAUAAAGCUAAAUCAAUGAGAACUCUGAGCUUGUUUUUCUGCCACGAGAUGGUUCGAUCUUGGGGUCAUAGGAGUCAAUGACACCCGAAGUGUGUUGUUUAUGUCCAGUUUAUUCCGUAGUUUUGUUUUGGUUGCUGUCACUGCAGAAAACCCCGCUUCACACGGAUAGGAUGUCGGAAAUGGCAAUAGGGAUUUAAGUGCUGUUGUGGCAAUCUCAUGGUAUUCCGCCAUUGAUAUUUUAAUUCACUAUUAAGAUACCAUAUAAAGAAGAAUUAAGUGCCCGCUGUGACUGCCCUCUUUGCCCUAUUCUCAUUGGCUCUACCCGAGAGCAACAUGGGCACCCAGAGCGAUGCAUAAUAUGGGGACCACUGGGCUGGCCGAAUUGUCGGCAGUAUAAACAUGCGACUCAUUAAAAAAGAAUAUAUUGAUUCUGUGACGUCGCAAUUAUUCAUUAAAUCGUUUGAUGUCUUUGGUGUUUUUUAUAGGGAUGGGGGCUAAAAGCUAAUUGUACGUACAAGUUUGGGGGAGGGGGGAGAGUGUCCCCCCACCCAAAAAAAAAAAUCAAGCACAACAACACCACCCCCACCCCAGCCGCCUGUAUGGUUCCGGUCGCUGUGAGCCCCUGUGUCCUUACGUCCUUACUAAUCAUCCAGAAGAUCUGGCAAUCUUAUAAAAUGAAAAUAAUUUAAUGUUUCUUGGGCGGCCCGGUACCAUUUGAUCCACGGAUCGGUACCGGUCUGCGGCCCGGUGUUUGGGGACCACAGCUUUAAGCCACAUCAUAUAUUAUGGUCAUGAAAAGCAUGCACAAAAUAGACGCUAUCUUCAAAUUUAUACUCCAAUCUUAAAGCGAUUUAUGGCCUCGUUUCAUCAAAAUAAUCCCCAUUUCAGAAUGCUGAUGAGAAAUUGAAUAACCUUAAGAGGCUACGUGCCAGUUCCAAGGUCCUAAAAGACAUCAUCAAGGAUUUCCCUGACUGUGCCUAAACGUUCGAUCAGACGCGGUACGCAUCGCUGUGUUACCAAUUUCGCCAAAUCCUGCAUAAACUUCGAUCUCAACAUUAAAACACAAAGAAAACUUAGGCCCUUUUACCAGCCAGCUCCUGAAAAUUCCUUAUUCUGAACACAUCUAAGACGAGUUUAACCUGUGUAUUGUAAAAGCGCGUGCAACCUAUAGCAAAUUGUCAAUAAUGUAUGGAUCAGAAGAGGUAUCACCAUUAAAACUAUAAUAAAAGUGUGUAUGAGGUGGAUGCACGCCUUUCCUUUCUCUAGGCCAGUGAAACGUGGACCGUCUAUCAAACCCAUCCAAGAAGUUUGAACCACUUUCAUAAGACAGUCCCAAAAAAAAUUCCCGAGAUCAAAUGUCAAGACAGGCUCCCAGACACUGAGGUACUCACACAAGCAUGUCUCCCAGAACAUCUUUACCAUUUUAAUGCAGUCCCAGCUUGACUAGGGAGGACAGACGGCCGCUUUCACAGAAUAGUGUUCUGUGGUAAGCUCAAAUUUGGAAAGCGUUUAGCUGGUGGGUAGAAGAAGCUCUUUAAAGACAACUUAAAACCCUCAUUGAAAGCAUUCGAUAUAGAACCGGACAAUGGAAAUAUUCGGCAUAUGACUGAACAUUGCGACGUUCCUCUACAGAGAUGCUCCAUACAAUUUAAAAGUCAAUGAACAGAAACGGUAGAGAACAAAAGACAUGUGAGAAAAUUUCAGGUUAGCUAUUUACCUGGAGAUAUAUCAUCAAUCCCCUGGACUAUUGCACAAGAACAUUUCGUUCCAUAAUCGGUCCAAUCAGCAAUAUGUGCACCCACAGCCGAGUUUAUAACCAGCAAAAAUACACUUAUUAGAGUGGUGAUAUUCGAUUGGACUGAUAAGCUAUAAAUAUUUCAUAGUAGAUUACAUUAGAAAUUGUGUGUAGUUUAUGUUUGAUGUUUUCAAAUCAAUUAUGUUUACAGCAUUACCGACAAGUCUUGGCCAGUUUCUUGAUUCAAACUCAGAUAAAAUGACCUGCUUCGUAUCAGUAAGUAAAUAUUUGUCAAAAAUAAAUACGGUCUUUAAGAAAAAUGUAUCAGUUGAUUAAAAAAAAAUUUCUAAGUAAAUCAGAAAAGGUAAUUAGUUAACUGAUUAAUAUUUCGGAAUCGGACAUAUGAACAGACAUAAAGAUAUAAGGCUUGAAUUAUGUCGAUAAACUGUAAAUGGUUCAAUAGAACAUGAGGAUAUUAUUUCCAAAAUAGUUUAUAGUUUAUCUUUGUGUCGAGUAAUUGUUGCGCACCGAAUGUUGUGUUUCAUUGUGUGCGAUGUGUCUGACUUGUUAGUUUCGUUGAUAAAAGCUCUUGACGUCAUGCUACACAUUAAGUAUUCAUGACAUCAUUUUAUUAUAUGUGACAUAGUUUCUAGACUGCCUUUAAGUAUGUGCUAUUCGUUUGGCAAUGGGAGUCGCUUAGUCACUUCCUUGUUUGGUCACGUGAUAUGAGUAAGUCAUCACUAGGCUGCAACACACAACAAAAGAUACUUCAUCAGUGCUUCCCCAAUGUCAUGUUACUUAAAAAUUUUACCUUUCGUAAUAUUCUGGAAUGCAUACGUUUUUUAAAUGAAAUCCAUAAAUGUGACAAUAAAUAUACGUCAGUUAUGAUUAAAGGAAGAAAGUUAUUUCAAGAAAAAUUUGUGAGCGAUAUUCGAUGGGAACUAUCAAUACUAUUAUCGGCAGGAUGUUGUUGAGCUCCGUGCGUGCUCAUGACGUCAUUUGCGUUUUUAUUCAAUAUUGAUGCAGGAGUCAUUCCCCUUUGUUUAUUUUAUUGUUAAUUUUCAUUGGACGAAAUGUAGUGUAGUUGUAGUGUGUAUCGGGCUACUGUUGUCAAGCACUAGUGUGUUGUAUACAAUAUACCGGAAAUCUUACUCGUUUUUACUCAUAUCACGUGACAAAAUAAUUGACUAAGCGACUCCCAUUAGUGUAUGGCUAUUAUGUGAGAAAGGUGUGAUUCUUUUCCUAUAGCGAGUAGAGCUAUGUGUUUGAAUUAUUGUAUAUUCGGAUGAUAGAUAACGUGGAUUAAUGUUUACGUUCUUCAUGGAAUAAAAAUUGUGUUCAGUUCUUGUGUGAUUAUCAAGUAAGAACUUGUGAAAGAAUGAGACAUGAGAAUAUCACUUGUAGGGACUCGUCACAUUGUUCAGAAUCAAGGUCAGUAGGUUAUAGGUCUUAUUAAUAUUAAUAUUAAUGUAUACUCAUAUUAGUAUCAAAAUAUAACCGCCUAGUGCUAUUUUGAUAAUUUAUAUAAACAUAUUUAAUUUUGAAAAAUAAUUUAGGAGCAGUGGAAUAAGAUGCAUCACAAUGGACUCACUCUGUUGUUCGUUGGUAUAACGGGUGCUGGGAAAAGUGAAACUGGAAACACCAUUUUGGGACGCAGAGCUUUUAAUGCACAUGAUGAAAAUACAACAUUUGAGGACAUCGGCAUUGAAUGUUGUAAAUACAAGGGAAUCAGCUUGAAGUUAGUAGAUGGCCCGGGUUUUCCUGAUUGCGCAACUGGCGACUUAUUUCAACGAUUUAUAUCAAAGAUUGGUGCAACUCUCGGUCAUGGGGUUGAUGUCUUUAUUUUUGUGUGGAAGUAUGGUAGUGGUUUUUCAAUGGAAAAUCGAGAAAUCCUUACGUUGUUAAAAAAAAACUUUGGCUCGGACUUUUUAAGAAACUUUUGUGUUUUUCUGACCACCUAUGGUGAUUAUUAUGAGUUGGAACAUAAAGAAAAAAAAUCAUUUUCAGAAUAUUGUUCUAAUUUAGUAGGACCACAAAAAGAAUUGAUAGAAGAAUGUCGUGGCGCCGUAUUAUUUGACAACAGGACAGGAGACGUCAAUGUAAAAGAAAGGCAAAUGAAAAGUCUUUUGUAUUUAAUAGGUAAAAAAAUAUCACACCGAAGAUCACCAGCUUUCAAGAUCCCCAGUGAAUUUAAAAUAGUUAGUAUUUAGUGAAUGCAAAAGUGAGAGAUUCUGUUGUGAUUACAAAAAUGUUCACACAACUGGGAAGAUCCUCCUGUAACUGUUAGUUUUUCAUGGUUAUCAUCACUUAGACGAGAAGUAGGAUCAAUUGGAAAACAUGACAGCUGGGGAUUGUAAAACAAAUUGAUUGAUUUUUUUAGUAUGAAUUUCCAUUUUAUCAUAUUCUAAGCAAUUGUCUACAAUCGCAGACAUGCAUAUCGAUCAUUUUAUGAAGAAUGCUAAAAUCAAACUUAGAAUAGAUGUCAGUGACCAUGAACUGGUUCCAGGUUUGUUACAAGUAAAAGUAGAUACUAUCCAUGAGAA